Messenger RNA from Sarcophilus harrisii (Tasmanian devil), 4590 nucleotides. RefSeq names its product EPH receptor B4 (gene EPHB4). Gene Ontology annotation, biological process: axon guidance; cell surface receptor protein tyrosine kinase signaling pathway; central nervous system projection neuron axonogenesis. The record is from RefSeq and is a predicted model, not a curated record. The transcript has 17 exons. Gene Ontology annotation, cellular component: plasma membrane; neuron projection. Lineage: Eukaryota; Metazoa; Chordata; Mammalia; Dasyuromorphia; Dasyuridae. Bases 622 to 3585 code for a protein of 987 amino acids. Gene Ontology annotation, molecular function: transmembrane-ephrin receptor activity; protein binding; ATP binding.
UGCCCAGCCAGUCGGCUCUUCUCUUGGUCGUCAGUCCCUCCUCUCUCCCUCUCUCCAUAACCCAGGCGCUGGCCCCGGCCCCAGUACCAGUCCCAGCCCCUGCCCCGGUUCAGGCCCCAUUUUACCGCUUCUCCCCUCUCUCUUUUUUCUCCCUCCCUCGCUGGCGGGAGCGGACUCUGGGGGCCCAGUGGUGGCAAAGUGAUUGGAGAGAAGGGGUAGGGAUACCUAGCUGCACCCCAACUCUGCCAGGGGGGCCCCCAGACCGGACUCGGCACCCCGCCCCCCAACCAGGGCGGGAUCCCGAGAAUCCAGAGAGAUCCCCCAACUCCAGCCCUACCUCUCUAAUUGUGCCCCAAUUUAUGACAAUCUUAUGGUCUCCAUACUUUCUGGAUUAAACUUUCAGAGAGGAUAGACUACACCAUAUCUCGGGAGGAGAAACAAAAAACACUUUUGGCGACUUCUGGAUCCUUGCGCCUCCCCCUGUAUGGUGGGGGACUAAAAGGACUGCGAGCAAAAGAAAGCGGUGCGAGGGGCAAGAAUUGUGCUCCUAACCAGAGGGUUUCAGAUCUGGGGGGGCUCGCGCCCCCCAACCUCGGAUCUAAUUGGGAACCAGGUGGCGCCAUGGAGUUUCGAGCGCUACUCUGCUGGGCGUCCCUGGCUUCUGCACUAGAAGAGACCCUCCUGAACACAAAACUGGAAACAGCAGAUCUAAAGUGGGUUACCUAUCCUCAGGUGGAAGGACAGUGGGAAGAGCUGAGCGGGCUGGACGAGGAGCAGCACAGUGUUCGGACGUAUGAAGUAUGUGAUAUGCAGCGGCCCCCUGGGCAGCCCCACUGGCUUCGGACAGGUUGGGUGCCUCGGCAGGGGGCGAGGACGGUCUACGCCACCUUACGGUUUACCAUGCUGGAAUGCCUGUCCUUGCCCCGGGCUGGGCGUGCUUGCAAGGAGACGUUCACCGUUUUCUACUAUGAGAGCGAUGCCGACACUGCCACUGCCCUCUCCCCUUCUUGGAUGGAGAACCCCUACAUCAAGGUGGACACAGUGGCAGCAGAGCACCUGACUCGGAAGCGUCCAGGGAGUGAGGCAACUGGGAAAGUGAAUGUGAAGACCCUGAGACUGGGCCCUCUCACCAAGGCUGGCUUCUACUUGGCCUUUCAAGACCAGGGUGCCUGCAUGGCCUUGUUAUCUCUCCACCUCUUCUAUAAGAAAUGUUCCCAGCUGACUGUCAACCUGACCCACUUUCCUGAGACUGUGCCUCAUGAACUAGUGGUACCUGUAGCUGGAAGCUGUGUGGCAGAUGCUGUCCCAGCUUCUGGCCCUGGUCCUAGCCUGUAUUGCCGGGAAGAUGGCCAGUGGGCAGAGCAACCAGUAACUGGAUGUGUGUGUGCGGCAGGUUAUGAAGCAGUUGAAGAGAACACUAAAUGCCGAGCCUGUAUGCAGGGAACCUUCAAGCCUCUUGCAGGAGAGGGGUCAUGUCAACUAUGCCCAGCUAAUAGCCAAUCCAACUCCUUUGGAUCCACCAUUUGCCAAUGCCGAAUUGGCUACUUUCGUGCCCCCAAAGACCCCCUGGGAGCUCCUUGUACCACACCACCCUCAGCCCCACGAAGUGUAGUGGCCCGUCUCAAUGGCUCAUCUCUCCGCUUGGAAUGGAGUGCUCCACUUGAAUCAGGAGGCCGAGGGGAUCUGACUUAUGCCCUUCGUUGCCAUGAAUGCCAUCCACGAGGCUCUUGUGUACCAUGUGGAAGAGAUCUGACCUUUGAUCCAGGUCCUGACAAUCUGGCUGAUCCCUGGGUAGGGAUUCAAGGGCUUCGUCCUGAUUUUACCUAUGCCUUUGAGGUCAUGGCCAUCAAUGGGGUGUCUUCUGUGGCCCUUGGGCCCAUUCCAGUGGAAGCAGUCAAUGUCACCACAGACCGCGAAGUACCACCUCCAGUAUCAGAUAUCCAGGUGACAGGAGCAUCCCCCAGCAGCUUAAGCCUGACUUGGUCCAUUCCCCAUCCAUCCAAUGGGGCUGUGCUGGAUUAUGAGGUCAAGUACCAUGAGAAGGGUGUGGAAGGACCAAGUGGGGUACGCUUCCUAAAGACAUCAGAAAACCAAGCAGAACUGCAAGGGCUGAAGAGGGGGACUAAUUACCUUAUCCAAAUUCGGGCACGCUCUGAGGCUGGCUAUGGGCCCUUUGGUCAUGAGCAUGACAGUCAAACCAAACUGGAUGAGAAUGAAACCUGGAGGGACCAGCUGGCACUGAUCUCGGGCACAGCAGCCGUUGGGGUUAUUCUGAUUCUAGUGGUCAUUGUCAUCGCAGUUCUCUGCCUCAGGAAACAGAGCACCGGAAGGGACGCUGAAUAUUCAGACAAGCAUGGACAGUAUCUCAUCGGGCAUGGCACAAAAGUCUACAUUGAUCCCUUCACUUAUGAAGAUCCUAAUGAGGCUGUGAGAGAAUUUGCAAAGGAGAUUGAUGUAUCCUAUGUCAAAAUCGAGGAAGUGAUUGGAGCAGGAGAAUUUGGAGAGGUGUGUAGAGGACGGCUAAAAACCCCUGGAAAGAAGGAAAGUUAUGUGGCCAUCAAGACCCUAAAAGGUGGUUAUACAGAGAGACAAAGAAGGGAGUUCUUAAGUGAGGCUUCAAUUAUGGGCCAGUUUGAACAUCCCAAUAUCAUUCGACUGGAAGGCGUAGUUACCAAUAGUGUACCUGUCAUGAUCCUAACCGAAUUCAUGGAGAAUGGGGCGCUGGAUUCCUUCCUUCGGCUUAAUGAUGGACAAUUCACUGCCAUCCAGCUGGUGGGCAUGCUUCGGGGUAUUGCCUCGGGCAUGCGAUACUUGGCUGAGAUGAGCUAUGUGCAUCGAGACCUAGCUGCUCGAAACAUUCUGGUCAACAGCAACUUGGUCUGCAAAGUUUCUGACUUUGGUCUUUCCCGAUUCCUGGAAGAGAACUCUUCUGAUCCCACCUAUACCAGCUCCUUGGGUGGCAAGAUUCCUAUCCGUUGGACAGCCCCUGAAGCCAUUGCCUUCCGGAAAUUCACAUCAGCCAGUGAUGCUUGGAGCUAUGGGAUUGUGAUGUGGGAGGUCAUGUCAUUUGGGGAACGUCCAUAUUGGGACAUGAGCAACCAGGAUGUCAUCAAUGCCAUUGAACAAGACUACCGACUGCCCCCACCCUCAGACUGUCCCACCUCCUUGCACCAGCUCAUGCUGGACUGCUGGCAGAAGGACCGAAAUGCACGACCCCGCUUCCCCCAGGUGGUCAGUGCCCUUGAUAAGCUGAUUCGAAAUCCAGCCAGCCUCAAAAUUGUGGCUCGGGAAAAUGGAGGGGCCUCACAUCCUCUCUUGGAUCAGCGGUUGCCUCAUUUCUCAGCCUUUGGCUCGGUGGGCGAGUGGCUUCGGGCAAUCAAGAUGGGUCGAUAUGAAGAGAGCUUUGCAGCUGCUGGGUUUGGCUCCUUUGAGCUGGUCAGUCAGAUUUCGGCAGAAGAUCUACUCCGGAUUGGCGUCACUCUGGCUGGUCACCAAAAGAAAAUACUGUCAAGUGUACAACAUAUGCGAUCACAGGCCAAGCCUGCAACACCAGGAGGGGCAGGAGGACCAGCUCCCCAAUACUGAUUUCUGUUUCUUCUGCUCCUCAGGAGCUCACAUCCCUGGAACAAUUCCAGGAACCCAGGCUUCCUAACCUUUUCUUCUCCAGCAGAGUUGAGGUCCCACCAUAAUCUUUAACCUUGCUGGAUUGCACUUUGAACUCAUGGAGGAUGGAAGUUUGGAGAGACCAAGAUUUGGGGAUUCAAUCACAUGAGACUGUUUAAGAAGAAAUCAUGGAGCACAUAUCCCCUUCUAUGAUCUCUCAGUCUUUCCUUCAAAACUGGUUAUCACUUGAGGGAAAUGUAACAAAAAUGAGGAAACUACCCCUCCACUCUCCUAACUCUUACUCUCCAUCCUGUGAUUGGGAGAGAGGGGUGAGCAUAGCUUCCUCUAAGGAUUGUUCUCCUUCUUGAACAGGACUCCUCAGGUGCUUUUCUCCCACCCCUAUGGGGACAUAACCCAAACAGACCAAAGAGAGGACAGAAGAACAGUCUCAUGAUAUCAGAAACAGAAUGAUGUCACAGGAGGUGGGAGUCAAUUGAACAAUUGGCAUUGCACAUGACAUCAUUUUCCUGGCUGUUUUGUUAUCCUCCUAGAAGUGAUAUUGUCACCCCACUUCAUUUUUUUAUCCUGUAAAUUUUUUUUACCCUCACCCCAUAUCUGCUUGCCUUCAUAUUGAAGGUUUGUUUUUUUUUUUGUUUUUUUUUUGGUUUCAUCUUUCUGUUUCUUCCCAAUUCUUGUCACAAUCUAAUGUUUCAGGACACUUGUCCUCUUUGUUAUUCUUUUAUACCCAGACUGGGAUAGGAGACCACAGUGUACCUGUUCAAUCUCUUGAACAGUAAUUUUUCAUAGUCCAUCCCCCGAAGAUGGGACAUCCCACUCUGGCCUUGCCUUCUAAAGGAAUUUAUCGGAAGAGGACAAUGAGGAAGGGUUAAAGGGAAGGGCCCUACCUGACAAAUUCCUUGGAGGGGUUUUUAAAUUAUAAAGAUGUUGAGGGGUGUUUUUUUUUUUUUUUUCUUUUAUAAAUAAAAG